This is a messenger RNA of Clupea harengus (Atlantic herring), 865 nucleotides long. RefSeq names its product DAB adaptor protein 2 (gene dab2). Gene Ontology annotation, molecular function: clathrin-cargo adaptor activity; cargo receptor activity. Lineage: Eukaryota; Metazoa; Chordata; Actinopteri; Clupeiformes; Clupeidae. The record is from RefSeq and is a predicted model, not a curated record. Gene Ontology annotation, biological process: negative regulation of canonical Wnt signaling pathway; positive regulation of epithelial to mesenchymal transition; receptor-mediated endocytosis. Gene Ontology annotation, cellular component: cytoplasm; clathrin-coated pit; intracellular membrane-bounded organelle.
CACGGGGUCUGUUGUGAGUAGGGAACUUUUUCUGCCGGGGUGGGUGCGCUCAAUUUCUCUCAAACGCAAGGCAAUUGAAACAUUAUACAGACUUCCCUGUCAGCUGAUCAACUUUGUAGAGCAUGCAGUAACCCACCAGGAGUGACGCUUAACAUUUAGUGAAGAGCUGCCAGUUGUCUUGAGAGCCCCUUCUUCCUCGCAUUGUAAACCGGUCAAGGCUCCUGACUUCAGCAUGUCAACAGAUAUGGAAGCCACUACUGUAACCAGUGAUGAUUUGGACUCUAAGACAACAACAACAACAACAACAGCAGCUACUGUGGAAAGCAAGACUGCCUUCAAGAAGGAAAAGAAGAAAGAGAAGACAGAUGAGUACUUGUUGGCCAGGUUCCAGGGAGAUGGUGUGAGAUACAAAGCUAAGAUGAUUGGUGUGGAUGAUGUACCAGAACCCAGAGGGGACAAAAUGAGCCAGGACUCAAUGAUGAAGCUUAAGGGAAUGGCGGUAGCUGCUCGUUCCCAGGGCAAACACAAACAGAGGAUCUGGGUGAACAUUUCCAUAUCAGGAAUUAAAAUCAUUGAUGAGAAAACUGGGGUGAUUGAACAUGAACAUGCAGUGAAUAAGAUCUCCUUCAUUGCCAGAGAUGUUACAGACAACCGUGCUUUUGGUUAUGUGUAUGGUGCCGAAGGACAGCACCAAUUCUUUGCAAUUAAGACAGCACAGCAGGCAGAACCUUUAGUCAUUGACCUGAAGGACCUGUUCCAGUUAAUCUUCAAUAUGAAAACUAAAGACUCCCAGGAUCCAGAGCAUGAUAAACCAGAAGAUGCUGUUGUGAAGAAUGGUGGUGAUGCCCUGCUAAAGGUUGUGUAA